GCCGCGGCACCAGAGGGCGAUUCCCGUUCCCCAGCAUGGCCCCCUUGGCUUGGGCCAUCUGCUGCUUCCUGGGGGGUCUCCUGCUCCAGGGGGGCCGCCUCAACCCUCGUGCCAGCCCCAGCCCCAGCGUGCCUCGCCUGCGGCUCUCCUACCGAGACCUCCUGUCUGCUAACCGUUCUGCCAUCUUCCUGGGUCCCCGGGGCUCCAUGGACCUCCAGACCAUGUACUUGGAUGAGUAUCGGGACCGCCUGUUUCUUGGGGGCAGCGACGCCCUCUACUCUCUGAGGCUGGAUCAGGCGUGGCCAGAUUCUCGGGAGGUCCUAUGGCCACCACAGCCAGGACAGAGGGAGGAAUGUGUCCAAAAGGGGAGAGAUCCUUUGACGGAGUGUGCCAACUUCCUGAGGGUGCUGCAGCCCUACAACCGGACCCACUUGCUGGUCUGUGGCACUGGGGCCUUCCAGCCCACCUGUGCCCUCGUCACGGUUGGGCAUCGUGGGGAGCACGUGCUUCGCUUGGAGUCUGGCAGUGUGGAAAGUGGGCGAGGACGGUGCCCACAUGAGCCCAGCCGGCCCUUCGCCAGCACCUUUGUAGGUGGGGAGCUGUACACAGGCCUCACCGCUGACUUCCUGGGACGCGAGGCCAUGAUCUUUCGGAGUGGGGGUCCCCGGCCAGCCUUGCGUUCUGACUCUGACCAGAACCUCCUGCACGAGCCCCGCUUUGUGAUGGCCGCACGGAUCCCCGACAACUCUGAUCAGGACAAUGACAAGGUGUACUUCUUCUUCUCGGAGACCAUCCCAUCGCCCGAGGGUGGCCCCGGCCACGUCACCGUCAGCCGCGUGGGCCGUGUCUGCGUGAACGACGUCGGUGGCCAGCGUGUGCUGGUGAACAAGUGGAGCACCUUCCUCAAGGCCAGGCUGGUCUGCUCUGUGCCGGGCCCCGGGGGUGCUGAGACCCACUUUGAUCAGCUGGAGGAUGUGUUCCUGCUAUGGCCCAAGGCGGGGAAGAGCCUAGAGGUGUAUGCGCUGUUCAGCACAGUCAGUGCUGUGUUCCAGGGCUUUGCCGUCUGUGUGUACCACAUGGUGGACAUCUGGGAGGUCUUCAAUGGGCCCUUUGCUCACCGAGAUGGUCCUCAGCACCAGUGGGGGCCGUAUGGGGGCAAGGUGCCCUUCCCUCGACCUGGUGUGUGUCCCAGCAAGAUGACCGCACAGCCAGGGCAACCCUUCGGCACCACCAAGGACUACCCGGAUGAGGUGCUGCACUUCGUCCGGGCCCACCCGCUCAUGUUCCAUUCCGUGCGGCCCCGGCGUGGCCGCCCCGUCCUUGUCAAGACUCCCUUAGGCCAACAACUGCGCCAGAUUGUGGUGGACCGCGUGGAGGCUGAGGAUGGGACCUAUGACGUCCUCUUCCUGGGCACUGACUCAGGCUCUGUGCUCAAAGUUAUCGCCCUCCAGACUGGGGGUUCUGCUGAGCCAGAGGAGGUGGUUCUGGAAGAGCUCCAAGUGUUUAAGGUGCCAGUUCCCAUCACUGAGAUGGAGAUUUCUGUCAAAAGGCAAACGCUGUACGUGGGCUCGCGGCUGGGUGUGGCCCGGCUGCGGCUGCACCGGUGCGAGACCUACGGCAGCGCCUGCGCCGAGUGCUGCCUGGCCCGGGACCCGUACUGCGCCUGGGACGGCGCCUCCUGCGCCCGCUACCGCCCCAGCCCGGGCAAGCGUCGCUUCCGUCGCCAGGACAUCCGGCAUGGCAACCCCGCCGGGCAGUGCCUGGGCCAGACCCAGAGCCCAGCGGAGGCCUCAGGACAGCCAGCCACCAGAGUCUUUGGCACCGAGCACAACAGCACCUUCCUUGAGUGUCUGCCCAGGUCUCCCCAGGCCGCUGUGCGCUGGUUUUUACAGAGGCCAGAGGAUGAGGGGCCUGACCAGGUGAAGACAGACGAACGAGUUGUGCAAACCGAGCAGGGGCUGCUGUUCCGCAGGCUCAGCCGCCUGGAUGCCGGGACCUACACGUGCACCACGCUGGAGCAUGGCUUCUCCCAGACCGUGGUCCGUCUGGCUCUGGAGGUCAUUGCGGCUGCAGAGCUAGACAGCUUGUUCUCUCGGGAGCCAAGGUUGGGGGAGCCCUCAUCCUGGGGGCGCCGGGCUUCCGCCCCACCCAAGGCUUGGUAUAAGGACAUCCUGCAACUCACCGGCUUUGCCAACCUGCCCCGGGUGGACGAGUACUGUGAGCGCGUGUGGUGCCGGAGCACCGGGGCCUUCCGGAGCCGGGGAAAGCCAGGGCAGGCCAAGGGCAAGGGCUGGGCAGGGCUGGAGCUGGGCAAGAAAGUCAAGAGCCGGGCGCAGGCCGAGCGCAAUCGGACACCCCGGGAAGUGGAGGCCACGUAGUAGUAGGAAAGGGCUGAGGAGGGGGUGGUCAGGUUGGGCUGAGGAGCUCACUAGCAGCCCUCAGCAUCUCCCCCCUACUCAGUUAGGGCAAAGGGGACCAUAAUGCCUGAUGGCCUCUUAGAGAUGGACAUGUCUACCACCUACAGGAAAGACUGGGGGACUGAGGGAGGGGUCCUAGGCUCCAGCCAGUUCCCUGUCCUUUGUGUUCUCAGUCCCAGGCUGGAGCUGUCACCCUCUGAUCACCAGUACCCCCAAGGGGCCUGCUGUUUGCUCACUGAUGUCCUGGCUUCCGCAGCCUAUUUCCGGUUUGCCAGGAGGCAAGAGGGUUGGGUGGUUCUUUCCCAGCUUGCAGAACAAUGGCCAUUCUGAGUUGAGCCUCAGAAUGGGUGUGUGGGUGGCUCUAAGGGGGUCUCUUGUCAGAGACCCUCAGGCUGCCGGAGGGGGACAGAAGCAGCCUCCCAAGCUAGAGCCUAUUAAACAGAGCCAGCCUCAACUCUGAGGUAGAAGGGAAGGGGAAGGAACGGAGAAGGUCAAACUAUACCUCUCCCUUGAUGCUCUGUUAUCUAGAUGGUUCCCUGCCUCAGCACCCGAAAAUUACAGAUCAGAGAUUUCUGGGAUCUGGGGGUGGGGUCUGGACCACAUUAUAAGCCAGGAAGAGUUAUGAAAGUGUGAUGCCCCUUCCCUAGGUCCCACACGGGUAGGCCAGAUUUCCCGCUAGGUCCCACACGGUUAGGCCAGAUUUCCCACUAGGUCCCACCGGUUAGGCCAGAUUUCCUGGGCUAACAGCACAUCACCAUCUGAGCCCCAUGCUGAGGGACAGGAGAUGUCAGCCCUCAUCUGUGGACUGGAGGAGGUGGAGAGGGGAGCUGAGGAUGGGUGUACGAGGCACGGACUGCCUUUCCCGGGCACCCCCAGCCUUGGGACAGCAAGAGUGUGGGCUGGGAGCUGCAUCAGGCUGUGUCCAGACCUUUCAUCCAAGGCCACAGGGAAAUUAACAGAGUAGUUCCAUGGACCCAGGAGCAGGUGUCCGUAAGACUCAAGGUGGCAUCCAUAGGUUCAGGAGCCAUUGGGAUGGUCGGAUGUUCCCAGUUCUGGAACCAAUAUUUUCUGGUGCACAAAGGUUAGCCAUAAUUAUUCAUUUGCAAAGCCUUCUCCCAUCCCCACCCUGCCUUUCUCCCUCACUUUUUUUUUUUUUUUUUUGGUAUGGGGAUGGAGUCCCGGCUCCGUGCAGGCGCUCUACCACUGAGCUACAUCUUCAGCCCUCUUUUUUUUUUUUUUCUUUUAUGGGGAAAAAAUACAGAGAAGAAUGCUGUUAAGAGCUACAAAUCCUGGACUCUCAUGCUGAGGCUGGGUGGCAAGGACACAUUUUUCCUGGGUGGUAGGGAAGGUGUUUUGCCCCCAGCGGUUUUCCAGCUGGUGGGCACAAAGGGCGAGGAGGGCAACUCAAUGAAACGUUGCUCCCAGCCAGCGGCUGACAGAGUCAGUGACGCGCGAGAUGGACGGAGGGAGACAAGAGCAAGUAUGAGAUGCUUUCCUUUGAAAAAUCAGAGGAAGGAAGAAUGGAGAGAAAAAAAAGAAGAUAAACUCUGAGGAUCCUUCUGCUUGGUAUGUUGACAGGUAAAAGCAGAGGAGGGGAGGAGCAGGUAGGAGCUGGAGGAAAGAAGGGAAGGGGAGACAGAGGAAAUGAAGGAGGCGCGGGAGACCCUGAGCAGCCAGAAAGCGACAUCCCUGCCUUUAGACUCGACCCCUGGGUUUGUUAAGUUCCAGACAGGGUCCUCUGGGAAGGUGGCCCCGGAGAACAGAGGAGUUCAGGAUUCUGAACAAUACCUGCCUGCGCUUAGGAAGAUACAGAUAGCUCCUGCCCACUGUGGGCUCCCCAUGGUACUGUGUAACUAACUGUGGGCUCCCCAUACUGUGUUACUAGCUCCUGGAAAUGUCCUUCAUGUGUGAAUUGUUACUGCUUUGAGAUAGGCUUCGUGGUUUCUCUUGUCUUCUGAGCAUACUUCCUGAAAUCGCUGUUGCUGUUUUUAUUGUUAUUUACUGCCCCUAAGCUCUGGUGAGGAAAGCAGAGCCUACAAGGAAAGGGAUAAAGUUAAUAUUUACAUCACA
This is a messenger RNA of Jaculus jaculus (lesser Egyptian jerboa), 4487 nucleotides long. It is a transcript of the gene Sema3g, whose product is annotated as semaphorin 3G. Gene Ontology annotation, molecular function: chemorepellent activity; semaphorin receptor binding. NCBI's taxonomy places the organism in Eukaryota, Metazoa, Chordata, Mammalia, Rodentia, Dipodidae. The coding region runs from base 36 to 2378 and encodes 780 amino acids. The record is from RefSeq and is a predicted model, not a curated record. The transcript is spliced from 16 exons. Gene Ontology annotation, biological process: negative regulation of axon extension involved in axon guidance; neural crest cell migration; axon guidance.